Megalobrama amblycephala (Wuchang bream) is the source of this 1314-nucleotide messenger RNA. Its product is annotated as C3a anaphylatoxin chemotactic receptor-like. NCBI's taxonomy places the organism in Eukaryota, Metazoa, Chordata, Actinopteri, Cypriniformes, Xenocyprididae. Bases 209 to 1219 code for a protein of 336 amino acids. The record is from RefSeq and is a predicted model, not a curated record. Gene Ontology annotation, biological process: inflammatory response; positive regulation of cytosolic calcium ion concentration; complement receptor mediated signaling pathway. Gene Ontology annotation, molecular function: complement receptor activity; G protein-coupled receptor activity. The transcript has 2 exons. Gene Ontology annotation, cellular component: plasma membrane.
UUGUCUGACACAGAUUAUGGUGCAUCCUCUGUGCAAAAUUAUAAAAACUGAUAUUGAUGUUGAAUGAAAAUAUUUAUACAGAAUAUCUCUUCCUGUGGCAAAACAGUCUUCCUAGUUGGCUUACAAAUUGACUUCAUGAAUGAACAGAUCUAUUGUUAAACAGAAAACCUGAAGGAACAUUAAUGGCUUUAUCUCUCUUGGUUGUAGAAUGACCACCAAUACAACUGUUCUCCAUUAUGCCCGUUCUGAGGUCUCAAACCACCAUGAGAACACUAUAGUGGACACUGAAGCUAUUAUGAAAGAAGUCAACAUUGUUUUCCUCACCAUCAUCAUUCUCUUCGGCACCACUGGGAACUCUGUGGUCAUCUGGGUUGCCGGCUUCCGCAUGAAUCCCAGUGACCUGAUUUUCUGUCUGACACGAGUCACUUCACUCAUCAGAGAUCUUUUCUUUAACCGCUGGCCUUUUGGGGUCUUUCUCUGUAAAUUCACUGGCUUCUUCAAGUACGCCAACAUGUUCUGCAGUGUUUUUCUUCUGGCUGUCAUCAGUGUGGAUCGAGCGCUUUGCAUUUGCCGUCCAGUGUUCACCAGGAAACGACGGACGUUAUGUGCUGCUCGUGUGGUCAGUGUGGGAGUUUGGAUUUUGGCUGUGAUCUUUAGUUCACCAUACUUUGUGUACCGACAGGUCUUCCCAGAAAAGAACUUAAGCCAAUGCUCAGUGAAGGAAGACGGAGCAGCAGAGGGUGGCAAUUCAGCAACAUAUGUCUACUACUACAAUCGUUUCAUCUGUGGAUUCCUAUUGCCCUUCCUGGUCAUCCUUAUCUGUUACAUACUAGCUGCUGUUGGGAUACGCAGAACGCGGCUCUCUGGCAAAUCGAGGCCUCUUCGGAUUCUUGCUGUACUGGUCUGUGCCUUUUUCCUAUGUUGGGCCCCCUACCACUUUCUAGGACUGGUCAAGUUGGUGCAUAAAGACAACAUGGCAGUAAAAAUAGCAUGGAGUAUGGCUUCAAACUUAGCUUAUUUCAACAGCUGCAUUAACCCAUUGCUGUACUUCUGCAUGGGACUGGAUGUUAGACGACACUGCAACCAAAACCUGUUAGGGAUUUUUCAUAGAGCUCUUAUGGAGGAAAGUCACUUUCUCCAGUCCCAGGAACGCACAAGGAACGAAAGCUGUAAUUCCAUUCCAAAGACAGCAGACACUGAGUGUAUGACUAAUGUUUAACACAAAUUAGUUUGAAGCAAACUUUUUCAUGUUAUUUGCUGUUUGCAUUUUCUACAGUUUCAAUUUGAAGACAUACAAAAUGGAAAUCAUUACAA